Messenger RNA from Nicrophorus vespilloides, 5811 nucleotides. Its product is annotated as maternal protein tudor. Gene Ontology annotation, biological process: spermatogenesis. NCBI's taxonomy places the organism in Eukaryota, Metazoa, Arthropoda, Insecta, Coleoptera, Silphidae. Bases 215 to 5695 code for a protein of 1826 amino acids. The record is from RefSeq and is a predicted model, not a curated record. The transcript is spliced from 13 exons.
UAGUUAUAAAAAAAAGGAGGAGUAAAAAAUUGUACAGAUUUUUCUUCUCACUUUUAUCGUUUUCGUCGUUUUGUGAAAGUAUAUCAAAGCCAAUCGCUCGCCUUUUCUCUGCCUGCUUUGCAUUUGCUUUCUAAUUGUACCAAUCAUUUCUAUGUGCCAAAUAGAUUUAUGAAUUAGUUCGAAGAGACGACUUGAGUUAUAUAGAGUGCUUACAAUGGAGUCCCUAAUAUUUGUAACAACGGUCGAAACCAAAGGAUCGUAUCUGAAGAUUAUGGGCCAGAUUGAUAAGUCAGUGGCAAUACUUAUAGAGUCGUCGUUGCAUGAAAACAGUUCCCAAUUUGAUCAGGGAAAACAUAUGCUCAGUAAGAGUGAAUGCCAAGAAGGUGUUCUCUGUUGUGCUAAAUAUAAAGAUGGAGAUUAUUAUAGAGCGCAAAUUACUAAUACAACAUAUUUAAGUCAGGAUGUAGUCGAACUGUUAUUUAUUGAUUAUGGUAACCGAGAGAAUUGCACAGUCAAGGAUUUGCGAGGCAUGACAUGCUUUGCAGCUAACAUUGUUACACUACCUCCCCUAGCACGAGAAUUUAUUAUAGCAGGAUACACACAUGCCGGAUCAAAAUGGAAUGAAAGAGCAAUUGAAGAAUUGUCUGAAAACAUUAAAUAUAUAAGUUAUAACUAUAAAGUUGUUGGUCAAAUUGGAAAUAAUGUUAUGAUAACAUUAUUAUCUGAUAACAAUGAUCCACUAGCAAAAUAUGCUAAGGAUGGUUUUAUAUCUACAGUACCACUGGAAAUACAGCAGGCUGCAUUACAAGAAUCUAUUAAUAAAAGAACUUCCAAUGGUCCAACAAAGUCCCCAGAAACUAUCAUAACUUACAGAUCUACACCUAUAUUAGUUAAUGAAGAAUAUAAAGCAUACAUCUCAUAUGUCACUGAUGGUCCCUGCUUAUUUACUGUUCAACUUCGAGAGAUGGAAGAAAAGUUAGAUAAUUUAAUGAGGGAUAUUAAUAACCCAGGAAUGAACCUGCAGAGAUUGGAUGAUUUUCCAAUACCAGGCAGUGUAUGUCUGGCACAAAGUUUGGAAGACAACUAUAUUUGUCGAGCUGUAGUUACUAGCACUGUAGAUAGUAGAAUUAAAGUCUUUUAUGUGGAUUUUGGAAACACAGAAGAACUUCAAUUUUCUAGAUUAUACCAGAUGCCUGUUAAAUAUCUAAUACCUAAAGUGAUGGCAACAAGAUUUGGGUUAGCUGGCUUAAGUGGUUGCAAUGUAAAUAUGGAAAUGAAGGUGGCCUUUAAAGAUUUUGUCACGAACAAAGUCCUUACGAUGCGUAAAGUACCUCAAACUGCAGAAUCGGCGUUGCCACUAUGCGAAUUACACGAUAAGAACAAUGUUAAUGCUUUGGACUUCAUUAAGAAAGCUGCCGUUGUCUCUUAUUCAGAUCCAGUUUCGCUAGUAAAAGGCAUUUGCCAGGAAGUUAGGGUGACUUACGCCAAUAAUUGUCGGCAAUUCUUUGUCCAACUGGCAAGCAAACAAUACGAUAUAGCGUCUUUGAUGAAACUAAUUCAAAGAACAUGUGCUUCCAAGAAGCCAAUAGAUCCUAGAAAAAUUGCACUGGGCACUCCGUGCAUCGCUCUUAAUGAAAGCGACAUGACAUACUAUCGAGCUGAAAUCAUUGGCAUAGAAGAAAAACGCGUUUUAUGCAAAUUCGUUGAUUUUGGUUUCCAAGGACAUACCAUUAAGAGCAAUGUUGUUCCCGCUGAUCCUGAAAUAAUGAUGAUGCUGAAGCCACAGGCCAUAGAAUGUUGCCUGAAUGGAUAUUACAAUAUCGAUAAAAUUGAUCCAGUGUGGGACAUAUUCUUUAGAAAGAUUGCCGAAAAGUCACUUUUCAGUUUGAAAUUGGUAGAGACCACAGGCACCAAACAUUUAGUAGAUUUGUUCGAUGAGAAAAAUGCUAGUGUUAACACGCUAAUUUAUGAUCAGCUAGGUACAAAAACACACCAUAAAAAUUUGGAAUCGUUUGAUGCCGAUAAUAACAUUUUAAGAAAUACUCAAAGAUCAAAUUCUGGAAUGGAUAAUAUACAAUAUUCAAAUGGCGAAGAAAAUUGGAGGGAAAUUCGCAACAGAAAUUCUCAAACAGGCCAGAAUGGAAAUAAAAAAAAUAAAAAUGCAGAGAAACAAAAUCAGAGUAACAAAAGAAAUGCCAGAAACGAUAAUUCGAAAAACGAACGAAACUUGAAUAAUCAUGGUUUAAAACAACCUACGAGACAAAGCGACAAGGAUUCAACAGAUAGGCAAAAGAAGCGAGCAGAUAAUUCUAGGAAAACAAGUCGCGAGGGAAGUGAAAAUAGUUAUUCGGGAUCCGAUAUCAGCGUGAACAAAUAUCCAAAAAAAUCGAUUAAACCUUUAAAACAAGAAUUUGAUUUCGCUGGUCCAAACGACGCAUACGAAGAGUACGACGACCUGACCAAAAUGUGUCUUCAAAAAGUGUCCGUCUGUUGGUUCUUCAAUCCAGCAAAUUUCUAUUGUCAACUAUAUAGGGAACAGGUUCGGUUUUCUGUUAUGAUGAAAGAAAUCCAAUUCACCUAUAAAUCUCGUAACAUAUUCACCGAAGCCACGGUAGAUAUGCCUGUUAUCGCCCAAUUCGAAGACGACGGUGCUCUCUAUCGUGCAAAGAUUAUACAAAAGAUUAAAUCCACAAUGUCCGUGUAUUUCGUUGAUUUCGGUAACAUUUCAAAAACUGACAUCGUAUAUCAAAUUGAGAAGAAGCACAUGGAAAUGCCAGCUCAAGCGCUGCAUUGCUCUCUACCAGAUAUCGUCCCAUUCGAAAACAAAGCGUGGCCGAAAACAGAAAAGUUCAGCAGCUAUUUCAACAAAGAUAUGUAUUCCUGCUUAUUUUCGGAGAAGAAAGAUAAAUGUUAUUAUGUCAAUUUAUUGUUGGAGGAAAUUGAUCCUAAAACUUCUUUGAAUUUAACCGUAAAAGAAAAAUUAAUAGAUGAUAAGUUGGCUAGUGACUAUAUUGCACCAAACAAAUUAAAAGUUAGUUUGUUGAAUAAUAGAACUAUAAGGUGUAAAUUGCACUCCAUGGAAAGCUUGUCGAAUAUCGAAUUGCAGCUCCAACCUAAAGUGAUAGUGACUUGUUCAUUUUUCUUUUGGAAAAAUGCAACUGAAGACUCUGAGCAGAUUCUACGAAAUUAUAUUAACAAAUUUGUUAUAGUACAUGUUAAUAACAUCGUUAAUGAUAAAUUGAGCGUUAUAUUUUAUAACGAAUUAGGAAAUCUAAUUGAUUUAUUGGUUGGAAAAAAUAAUGUCCCAGAGAAUAUUUCACCUGUGUGUCCAUAUCCAAUCAUAUUCACUUCAAUCGAAGGACGCAUUGUGAACAUCUCUGGCGUCAGUAUCUUUAUUAAACCGGUAAAACACGAAGAAACAAUUGAUUCCAUUAAGCAAAAUAUGUGCACAUAUUAUGAAAGAAUUUCGUUCGAAGACAUUAAGCUUUCUGUUGGUAAAAUGGUUGCCUUUAAAUCGAAAGAUUCUAAUUGGUACAGAGGCAGAGUGAUGAAGAAAAUUUCAGAACAAUAUAGACUUCAUGUUAUAGAUUACGGACGCAUCGAGUUUGUAUCUCUGAAAGAUAUCAGAGUUUUAACUAUGCCGUUCUUGAUAUACCAUGAGUUAGUAGUUCAAGUUCACGUUAAGAACUGCGCAGGAUUGGAAAUCAACGAUUUAGUCCAAUUAUCUUCUUUGCAUUAUAAACAAGAUGAUUUGCAUGGAAAGUUGAUGGUAAUACAAUCAACUUGGAAACCUUUUAUCGUGCCUCCAAGUAAAUCCAUAGCAACUUUGCUUGUAAGCGAACCUGAACAGAAACCUGAAACUGCAAUUGUAGAAGCAAAUACUAAACCACGAACUGAUUCUAACAAGUUUCAAGUUGAAUUAAGUCAUUUCGAUAAUCCAAACGAAUUUUACUUGCAGUUGAUAGAUUCUAUAGAUACAAUUAACAAGUUACAAAUUAAAUUGCAACAAGAAGCUCCCGGUCUGCCCGCUGUUGAUAAUGUUACUACAGGAAUCCUCUGUGCCGCGGUUUACAGUGUUGAUCAGCUGUGGUACCGUGCACAGGUUUUAGACGCUGAUUCCGAUAUAACGACUGUAAGAUUCAUCGAUUAUGGUAACACAGAUGUGUUAAACAACGAUUCAACAACUAUAAAAAUUUUGCCUGCGGAAAUGUUAACUUUAGAUCAACAUGCUAGACGUUGCAGCCUUUACUUAGGGCCUGUGAAUGGCGAAUGGAGCACUGCGGCAUGCGAAAGGUUUGAUCUAUUGGUCGCUGAUAAAGAUUUAGAAGUGAAUAUUGUGCACGAGGAUGAAAAGUCAACUUACGUUGAUUUGUACGCGGAUGGUCAGAACGUUGGCAAGACCUUGUACAAGGAGAAUCUGGCAACAAAGUUAGAUUUCGAGGCUACGAAUACAAUCACCGGUUACUUCAGUCACAUGAAUUCUCCUUCAGAAUUCUGGAUGCAAUUGGAGAGCGCUUGUGGUGAUUUAGAAUGGAUUGCGGAUCAAUUGGAACAUGCUGAAAAUUAUAAGCCCUUGGAAAAUUCUGCUCCCGGCACUUUGUGCGCAGCGAUUUUUGCCGACGACGGAAAUUGGUACAGAGCAAGAAUUCUGUCAAAUACAAUUGCUGGUAUCGAAGUAAUCUUCAUCGAUUACGGAAAUUCAUGUACAUGCACUAGCUUGAAAGAACUUCCUGAAGAACUGGUAAUGCUUCCGGCUCUGGCUCAAAAGUGCAGUUUACAGAAACCUCCAGGUAUCUUAGAAUGGCCGAUUGAUGCCACCGAUAGAUUAAACACGAUUUCUGCGGACGGCUUGGCGAUUUUCAAUGUUUAUAAAUUAUCACAAGGAGAAACUUCAAUUGUUCAGCUGGUUCUGAACGGCGAAGACAUCAGUUUAAAGCUGUUACCUGAAUUGAAGGAUGUCAAACUGAGUCACGUUAUUAGUGUAGAUGAAUUUUACGUCCAGGAAAUUAGAGAAGAUAUGGAGAAGAUGCAAGUAGAAUUGCAGAAGGAAGCAGCAAAUUACAAAGAUUAUGUAGGCGAUAGUAAAGAUGAUGUCGUUAUAGCGCAAUGCGAGAGUACGUUUUUCAGGUGCAAGAAAAUCGAUGAGAAACAAGCGUUUCUCAUCGAUGUCGGCAUCGUGAAGGAUUUCAGUGCACUAAAAGAGUGUCCAGAUAAAUUUAACACUACGUCAAUCGCGCCGUGUGCCGUCAAGUCUAAACUACAACCGCUGCAAGAUUAUACUUGGAACGAGGAAAGUUUGAUCAAAUUUAAAGAAAUGAUUGGGACCACUUUCCAAGCAGAAUUUAGAAAAGAUUCGCUCAUCGUUCGUCUAUAUUAUAAAUACUCCGAUAUACGCUCUCAAUUGCCUGCCGUGAAACUCUCUCCAAAUUCGGUGCAUACUAUUCCAGCGAAACUGAUUCAGCAAAAAACACCAUCCAAUGAUGAAAAAACUAUUCCCUCCACGCAAGAUUCGCUUCAAGUAAACGAAAGUAAUAAUGAAAGUGUUGUUGAUUUAGCAACAGAAAUUAAGUCUGAACUUAUUGAAGAGGUUGAAAGAAAAAUAAAUGAAAUCAGUAUUAAAGACGAUGCCAAAAAUGAUGCAACCGAUGUCGAACAUUCCAUUGAAGUUGAGGAGAGCAAGACAAAAGAAGAAUGAAUAAAAUUCAAUAACUCCGGUGACAUUCAAUCAUGUUCUUUGUAGUUGUCAUGUAGCUUUAUCUAGUUUAUUUUUAUAUCUGUUUGUUGAUCGUUUAAUGUGUUAUUAUUUAAUUA